GUGGCGCAGCCUCAGUGAGGAGGGCCGCGCUGCACCCGUCGCCGGCCCCGGUCUCCAGGGGCCUCACCCGAGUGAUGCCCCGCUAUUGCGCAGCGAUUUGUUGUAAGAACCGCCGGGGACGAAACAAUAAAGACCGGAAGCUGAGUUUUUAUCCGUAAGUUGUUUCUGGAGCAGAAGCGUCAGCCUCGCCGUGAGGCCUUGGACCUGUGGCCUUUCGGCUUGGGUGUCUCCUGUUCGCUCUGCCUGAGUCCUCAGCUCUCCGUAUGUCGCCCGCGGCAAGAUGGAGGGAAGGCGCUAGUUCAGUUUACCUAGCUAUGCCCUUCUUGCGCGAGGACUACGGGCUGGUGGCGAGGCCCAGGAGCCUGUUUGGGUGUCAACAGUUAAAACAGUAAAGUUUGCGCGGGCUUCUGUGGUUUUCAGUCUUUUCUCCACCUUACGUGAUCUCAUUUCAUUGAACAACAUUAACCACCAUUUAAGAUACGUGAAACCUGCGAAGUGGAAAGAUGCAUGCGAAGUUAAUUUACACCCCCUGCGAAUUAGGUCGCAUAGGUAUAAUUUCAUCCCACUUUUCUCCUGAGGAAACUGAGGCCCGGAAUGACUAGAUUUCCUCUACAUGACAAAGAAAGACUGGAAAAGUGGUUAAAGAAUAUGAAGCGAGAUUCAUGGGUUCCCAGUAAAUACCAGUUUCUAUGUAGUGACCAUUUUACUCCUGACUCUCUUGACAUCAGAUGGGGUAUUCGAUAUUUAAAACAAACUGCAGUUCCAACAAUAUUUUCUUUGCCUGAAGACAAUCAGGGAAAAGACCCUUCUAAGAACAAAUCCCAGAAGAAAAACUUGGAAGAUGAGAAAGAAGUAUGCCCAAAAGCCAAGUCAGAAGAAUCAUUUGUAUUAAAUGAGACAAAGAAAAAUAUAGUUAACACAAAUGUGCCCCCUCAACAUCCAGAAUUACUUCAUUCAUCUUCCUUGGUAAAGCCACCAGCUCCCAAAACAGGAAGUAUACAAAAUAACAUGUUAACUCUUAAUCAAGUUAAACAACAUACUGGGAAACCAGAAUCUACCUUGGAAACAUCAGUUAACCAAGAUACAGGUAUAGGUGGUUUUCACACACGUUUUGAGAAUCUAAAUUCUACAACUAUUACUUUGACAACUUCAAAUUCAGAAAGUAUUCAUCAAUCUUUGGAAACCCAAGAAGCUCUUGAAGUAACUACCAGUCAUCAUGCUAAUCCAAACUUUACAAGUAAUACCAUGGAAAUAAAGUCAGCACAGGAAAAUCCAUUCUUAUUCAGCACAAUUAAUCAAACAGUUGAAGAAUUAAACACAAAUAAAGAAUCUGUGAUUGCCAUUUUUGUACCUGCCGAAAAUGCUAAAUCUUCAGUUAAUUCUUUUAUAUCUGCACAAAAAGAAACCACGGAAGUGGAAGACACAGACAUUGAAGACUCCUUGUAUAAAGAUGUAGACUAUGGGACAGAAGUUUUACAAAUCGAACAUUCUUACUGCAGACAAGACAUAAAUAAGGAACAUCUUUGGCAGAAAGUCUCUAAGCUACAUUCAAAGAUAACUCUUCUAGAGUUAAAAGAGCAACAAACUCUAGGUAGAUUGAAGUCUUUGGAAGCUCUUAUAAGGCAGCUAAAGCAGGAAAACUGGUUAUCUGAAGAAAAUGUCAAGAUUAUAGAAAACCAUUUUACAACAUAUGAAGUCACUAUGAUAUAGAAUAACUAGGUUUUAAAACUGGCUGUUAAAUAAGCUUUUUCCAGCCAAACCAAACUACAUGUAAAGUGAACUUUUUCCUGUAUAAAGUUCUCAUCUUAAUGAACCUAUGAGAGUGUUGUGAAGUUACGAACUGUAUCCUAUUCUUGUAAUGCUCAUUUAAGAAAAACCAGAGAGUUGGGCUGGAGAGAAAAGCGGUUUUAUUACUUGAUAAUUUUCCAAAUUAAAAUUUAGCACAUAGAAGGAUUCAGUUAUAACAUGAGAAAACAAAGAAGUGUUCAAAGAGCACAGACUAGAAGUCAGGUUCAGGAAUCAGUCCUGGUUCUACCACUGGCAUAUGACAGACAAGUUACUUAUGAUUGUGCCUCAGUCCCUAAUUUGUAAAAUAAGCACUUACUAGAUUUCUAAUUGUCUGGUUCUUUAUAGUCCCUUCCCUUUUUAUUAAGAUACUUCUAUUAGAACACAUUUUCUGUAAGAUAAUAUAUACUUAAUACUAGAAGUUGGCUAGAAUUUGAUGAUAUUAACUAUUAUUUUCAAUAUUUAUUGAAUUCUGUGGUCUUUGACCUUUUGGCUGUAGUUACUUAUUGCAGUUAUGUUAUCUGUAAUAGAAAGGAAGAUAAACCUUUUUUUUUUUUUUUUUUGAGAUGGAGUCUCACUCUGUAACCCAAGCUGGAGUGCAGUGCAGUGGCCUGAUCUCGGCUCACUGCAGCCUCUGCCUCCGAGGUUCAAGCGAUUCUCCUGCCUCAGCCUCCCAAGUAGCUGGGAUUACAGGUGCACACCACCACAUCCAGCUUAUUUUUGUAUUUUUAGUAGAAACGGGGUUUCACCAUGUUGGCCAGGCUGGCCUCAAACUCCUGACCCCAAGUGAUCCACCUGCCUCGGCCUCCCAAAGUGCUGGGAUUACAGGCGUGAGCCACUGCACCUGGCCAAGAUAGAACUUUUAUAAUUUUAUUCCAGUUGAACUAAACUAAGGAACCACCCAUUAGCCCAGUUCUUAGGAGAGGUACUUCAAACUUGAAAGAAUAUGUAUUUCGGUUAACUUAUAUGUGGCUAACCAUCAAAUACAUAGUCAUCUAAGCUAAACUUUCUGUAUUUAUACAGUUAUAAACCAAAAAUUUUAAUGAGGUUAAUUUUAAAUAUAUUUUAGAAAUCACAGUUUGUAUCUGUUUCUUAGUAGGUGUGGCCUUUAAAAUAUGUGCUUAUUCAUUGUUAAAUUCCAGAAUAAUAGAGUAAUACUUAAUACUGUACAUUCCCACUUAUGUAUAUUUUAUUAAAAUUUGUAAGCAAGAAAUACAUAAGUGGUCAUUAUCUUACGGAGACAAAGAAUUUCUCUUAGGAAAGAGAAGUGAUGGUAAUGUAAAUAAAAAUGCUGUUUAUAUUCACAUGAUUUUAAGAAAACUGUAAAAGCAAAGACUUUGUAGUAAUGACACAAAUGUAACAAAUAGAUGUUUUCUUAAAAUUGGCAGUCAGUAUAAUUAUGUUUCUCCCUAUGAUGUUGAGGAAGUUCUAUCAAUCUGUUCUCAUCUGUUAAGUAGAACAUACUAUUACUUACCUUAAAGCGUGGCUUUGAGAAUUUUGUAAGGAACAAACAUGUUUUUGGUUCUGGAAUAUAGGAGGUGCUCAAUAAAAGUUGACUGAAUGGCAAA
Symphalangus syndactylus (siamang) is the source of this 3353-nucleotide messenger RNA. RefSeq names its product THAP domain containing 5 (gene THAP5). NCBI's taxonomy places the organism in Eukaryota, Metazoa, Chordata, Mammalia, Primates, Hylobatidae. Gene Ontology annotation, cellular component: nucleus. The record is from RefSeq and is a predicted model, not a curated record.